GUGAUCCACAAGAAUCCCAACAGGGGAGUGGAGAAGUGAAACAGGAAGAGAAGAAAGCCAAUAAACUGGCGGCCGGGGCUGCGAGGCUCACCAGACCUGGAGGACCUGCUCAGUCAGCUGGGGCCCCCUGCGGACGGACGGCUGCUUCCCUCGCCACUAGGACUUGCGACUGUGCGCGGAAUGGCAGCCGCAGCAGCAUCCCCGCCAGCGGAGGUGGCGGCUGCAGCCACGGCCACCGCGGACGCUAUUGUUCCCCGGUGUUAAAAGAGCUUUCACUCCUUUUCAUCUGAAACGAACAAUAGCAGGGAGAGCUUUGCUUUCUGUACUCCUUGGGAAGACAUUCCGAGGGCAAAGAAAAAUUCCCUGCCCACCGUGUUCCGGAUCUGGACCCUGGAGCGGCUGCGAGCGGCAUGGGGCUGCCAGCGAGGCGCUCGGCGUCGCGGAGCCCGGGAGCGGAGGGCCCGCGCCGGGGCGUCCUGCAGCUGCUCCCGCUGCUGCAUCUGCUCCCGCCGCUGCUGCUGCUGCUGCUCUGCCCGGGCGCCUGCGGGGCUGCGGCUCCGGGUGAGGCCGAGGCACCCACCCUCUAUCUGUGGAAGACUGGUCCCUGGGGCCGAUGCAUGGGAGACGAAUGUGGUCCAGGAGGCAUUCAGACCCGGGCUGUGUGGUGUGCUCAUGUGGAGGGAUGGACAACGUUACACACCAACUGUAAGCAGGCCGAGAGACCCAGUAACCAGCAAAACUGCUUCAAAGUUUGUGACUGGCACAAAGAGUUGUACGACUGGAGGCUGGGACCCUGGAAUCAGUGCCAGCCUGUGAUUUCAAAAAGCCUGGAGAAACCCCUGGAGUGCAUUAAGGGGGAGGAAGGCAUUCAGGUGAGAGAGAUAACAUGCAUCCAGAAGGAGAAAGACAUUCCUGCGGAGGAUAUAAUUUGUGAGUACUUUGAGCCCAAGCCGCUCCUGGAGCAGGCCUGCCUCAUCCCCUGCCAGCAAGAUUGCAUCGUUUCUGAGUUUUCUGCCUGGUCGGGAUGCUCCAAGACGUGCGGCAGUGGGCUCCAGCACCGGACGCGGCACGUGGUGGCUCCGCCCCAGUUUGGGGGCUCAGGCUGUCCAAACCUGACGGAGUUUCAGGUGUGCCAGUCCAGUCCGUGUGAAGCUGAAGAGAGCAUGUACAGCUUGCAUGUGGGACCUUGGAGCACGUGCUCAGUGCCCCACUCGAGACAAGUGAGACAAGCGAGGAGACGUGGGAAGAACAAAGAACGGGAAAAGGACCGAGGGAAAGGAGUGAAGGACCCAGAGGCUCGGGAGCUUAUUAAGAAAAAGAGAAAUAGAAACCGACAGAAUCGGCAAGAAAACAAAUACUGGGACAUCCAGAUUGGAUAUCAGACCAGAGAGGUUACCUGUGUGAACAAGACGGGCCAAGCUGCUGAUCUGAGAUUCUGCCAGCAGGAGAAGCUGCCAAUGACCUUCCAGUCCUGCGUGAUCACCAAAGAAUGCCAGGUGUCGGAGUGGUCAGAAUGGGGCCCCUGCUCAAAAACGUGCCACGAUAUGGCGUCCCCCGAAGGCACUCGUGCACGGACGAGGAUCAUCAGGCAGUUUCCAAUUGGCAGUGAGAAAGAGUGUCCAGAGCUGGAGGAAAAAGAACCCUGCGUGCCUCAGAGAGACGCAGCCGCCCCCUGUGCCACGUACGGCUGGAGAACCACAGAGUGGACCGAGUGCCGCGUGGACCCUUUGCUCAGUCAGCAGGACAAGAGGCGAGGCAACCAGACAGCCCUCUGUGGAGGAGGGGUCCAGACCCGAGAGGUAUACUGCGUGCAGACCAAUGAAAACCUCCUCUCACACUUGAAUACACACAAGGACAAAGAAGCCUCAAAACCAGUGGAUUUGAAAUUGUGCACUGGCCCUGACCCCAACACCACCCAGCUGUGCCACAUUCCCUGUCCAAUCGAAUGUGAGGUUUCACCUUGGUCGGCCUGGGGACCUUGCACUUACGAAAACUGUAGUGACCAGCAAGGCAAAAAAGGUUUCAAACUGAGGAAGCGGCGCAUUACCAACGAGCCCACCGGAGGCUCUGGGGGCAUCGGGAACUGCCCCCACUUACUGGAAGCCAUUCCCUGUGAGGAGCCAUCCUGCUAUGAGUGGAAAGCAGUGAGGCUUGGAGACUGUGAACCAGAUAAUGGAAAAGAGUGUGGUCCAGGCACUCAAGUUCAAGAGGUUGUCUGCAUCAACAGUGAUGGAGAAGAAGUUGACAGACAGCUAUGCAGAGAUGCCAUCUUCCCCAUCCCCGUCGCCUGUUAUGCCCCGUGCCCAAGGGACUGUGUGCUCAGCACGUGGUCUGCAUGGUCCUCCUGCUCGCACACCUGCUCAGGGAAAACCACAGAAGGGAAACAGAUACGGGCACGCUCCAUUCUGGCCUAUGCGGGUGAGGAAGGUGGAACUCACUGUCCAAAUACAAGCGCUUUGCAAGAGGUGCGCAGCUGUAAUGAGCAUCCCUGUACUGUAUAUCACUGGCAAACUGGUCCGUGGGGCCAGUGCAUUGAAGACACCUCAUUGUCGUCCUUCAACACAACCACAACUUGGAACAGGGAGGCCUCUUGCUCUGUUGGCAUGCAGACAAGAAAAGUCAUCUGCGUGCGGGUCAAUGUGGGCCAAGUGGGACCCAAAAAGUGUCCUGAAAGCCUUCGGCCUGAAACCGUGAGGCCCUGUCUGCUUCCUUGUAGGAAGGACUGUGCCGUGACCCCAUACAGUGACUGGACACCGUGUCCCUCCUCAUGUAAAGAAGGGGAUUCCGGAAUCAAGAAGCAGUCUCGGCACCGGGUCAUCAUUCAGCUGCCGGCCAAUGGGGGCAGGGACUGCUCGGACCCUCUCUAUGAAGAGAAGGCCUGCGAGGCCCCUCAGAUGUGCCAAAGCUACAGGUGGAAGACACACAAAUGGCGCCGGUGCCAGUUAGUCCCUUGGAGCGUGCAACAGGACAGCCCUGGAGCACAGGAAGGCUGUGGGCCCGGACGACAAGCAAGAGCCAUCUCCUGUCGAAGGCAAGACGGAGGACAGGCUGGCAUCCAGGAAUGCCUCCGGUAUGCCGGCCCUGUGCCAGCCCUCACCCAGGCCUGCCAGGUCCCCUGCCAAGAUGACUGUCAGUUCACCAGCUGGUCCAAGUUUUCUUCAUGCAACGGAGACUGUGGUGCGGUUAGGACCAGAAAGCGCACUAUUGUUGGAAAAAGUAAAAAGAAGGAAAAAUGUAAGAAUUCUCACGUGUACCCUCUGAUUGAGACUCAGUACUGUCCUUGUGACAAGUAUAACGCGCAGCCCGUGGGGAACUGGUCGGACUGCAUUUUACCAGAGGGGAAAGUGGAAGUGCUGCUGGGAAUGAAAGUGCAAGGAGACAUCAAGGAGUGCGGGCAAGGCUAUCGUUACCAAGCAAUGGCAUGCUACGAUCAAAACGGCAGGCUGGUGGAAACGUCCAGAUGUAACAGCCAUGGUUACAUUGAAGAAGCCUGCAUCAUCCCCUGCCCCUCCGACUGCAAGCUCAGUGAGUGGUCCAACUGGUCCCGCUGCAGUAAGUCCUGCGGGAGUGGCGUGAAGGUUCGGUCUAAAUGGCUUCGUGAAAAACCGUAUAACGGAGGAAGACCUUGCCCCAAACUGGACCAUGUCAACCAGGCACAGGUGUAUGAGGUCGUCCCCUGCCAGAGUGACUGCAACCAGUACUUAUGGGUCGCAGAGCCCUGGAGCGUCUGCAAGGUGACCUUCGUGAACACACGGGAUAACUGCGGAGAGGGCGUGCAAACCCGGAAAGUGAGAUGCAUGCAGAACACAGCGGAUGGCCCUUCUGACCAUGUGGAUGAUUACCUCUGUGACCCAGAAGAGAUGCCCCUGGGUUCCAGAGAGUGCAAAUUGCCAUGCCCUGAGGAUUGUGUGAUAUCCGAAUGGGGACCGUGGACUCGAUGCACUUUGCCUUGCAAUCAAAGCAAUUUCCGACAAAGGUCAGCGGAUCCCAUCAGACAACCCGCUGAAGAAGGAAGAGUCUGCCCUGAUGCUGUUGAGAGGGAACCCUGCAACCUGAACAGGAACUGCUUCCACUACGAUUAUAAUGUGACAGAUUGGAGUACGUGUCAGCUGAGUGAAAAGGCAGUUUGUGGAAAUGGCAUUAAAACAAGGAUGCUGGACUGUGUUCGAAGCGAUGGCAAGUCUGUUGACCUGAAAUAUUGUGAAGAGCUGGGCCUUGAGAAGAACUGGCAGAUGAACACAACCUGCAUGGUGGAAUGCCCUGUCAACUGCCAGCUUUCUGAGUGGUCCACGUGGUCAGAAUGUUCGCAAACAUGUGGCCUCACAGGAAAAAUGAUCCGAAGACGAACAGUCACCCAGCCCUUUCAGGGUGAUGGGAGGCCGUGCCCAGUCCUGAUGGAACAGUCCAAGCCUUGCCCAGUAAAGCCCUGCUAUCGGUGGCAGUAUGGCCAGUGGUCUCCGUGCCAAGUGCAGGAUGCCCAUUGUGGAGAAGGGACCAGAACAAGAAACAUUUCUUGUGUAGUGAGUGAUGGGUCAGCUGAUGAUUUCAGCAAAGUGGUGGACGAAGAAUUCUGUACUGAUGUUGAGCCCAUUAUAGAUGGUAAUAAAAAAAUGGUAUUGGAAGAAACCUGCACCCAGCCUUGCCCAGGCGACUGUUAUUUGAAGGACUGGUCCCCAUGGAGCCUGUGUCAGCUGACCUGUGUGAAUGGUGAGGACCUAGGCUUUGGCGGAAUACAGGUCCGCUCCAGAGCGGUGAUUAUACAAGAGCUAGAGAAUCAACACCUGUGCCCAGAGCAGAUGUUGGAAACAAAAUCAUGUGAUGAUGGACAGUGUUAUGAGUACAAAUGGAUGGCCAGUGCUUGGAAAGGCUCUUCCCGCACAGUCUGGUGUCAAAGGUCAGAUGGUGUCAAUGUAACAGGGGGCUGCUUGGUGGUACGCCAGCCUGACGCUGACAGGUCUUGCCACCCACCGUGUAGCCAACCCCACUCAUACUGUAGCGAGAUGAGGACCUGCAGUUGUGAAGAAGGGUACACUGAAGUCUUGUCUUCUAACGGUACACUUGAGCAGUGCACACUGAUCCCCGUGGUAGUGAUGCCCACCGUGGAGGACAAACGAGGAGACGUGAAAACCAGUCGGGCAGUCCACCCGACCCAGCCCUCCAGUAACCCAGCGGGACGGGGAAGGACCUGGUUUCUGCAGCCAUUUGGGCCAGAUGGGAGACUGAAGACCUGGGUUUACGGUGUAGCAGCUGGGGCAUCUGUGUUACUCAUCUUUAUUGUCUCCAUGAUUUAUCUAGCUUGCAAAAAGCCAAAGAAACCCCAAAGAAGGCAAAACAACCGACUGAAACCACUAACGUUAGCCUACGAUGGAGAUGCAGACAUGUAAAAUAUACCUUAUCCUGGCAACAACCAGUUUUGGCUUUCUGAUUUUGCAGUAGAUACCCAGAGGUCACAAAGCUAUUCAGAUUGUGUGGGUUAAAAUGCACUGCACCUUUUCAACAGAGCAUCAGUAAGAAAGGGGUGAAAAUCACAGUGCCAGUGGGGAUAUCAAGAUAAUACCACUUCCACAGAAACCAUCAGCACUGAGAAGUCUAGAAGAUUAAGGUGACUACAUGCUGCCUUCCAAGAGUUUUGUGUGAUCUUUCAUGAAACCUACCAGCUGGCAAUUUACUUUCAUCUCUAAUAUACAGUGGUGGAAUUGGCCAUUUGGGAUGCCCGAUGUAAGCCUCUGCCCGCGGUGUUAACCCAUAGUAACAUUUUAGCAUGAAGACUUUAUACCAAGAUCUCUACAAUACGAUAGGCAAGCAUAACAUCAUGUAUACUCAACUGAAUGCUACAUAUUAUUGUGUCAGAUUAUAUACUUGUUAAUAAGCCAUUUUAAUGGUGAAUGCAAGAUAAGCUCUAAACUGAGCAGAAAACCCAUUGAGUAAACUCAGCAUCUCGGUGACUGAUGGUAGCUUUUACUGACCUGUAUUUCAGAGGCAAAGACUUUUUUUUAUAAGACUUAAUUCUUGUCUUUCUCCAAAGUACGAAUGCUGGACAUGUACUAGUGUCUUAGAAGAGUUCUCAAGUUCAGUAUUUUAUAGUGGUUAUUGUCUGGAAAACUAAUUUGCUUGUGUUACUACAGUAAGUUUCUACUUUUCCCAAUUUCAAACUGGUUGCCUGAAUCGUUUUUGCUAAAUGGAAGGCACAAUUUUGCACUAUAUUAGUGCAGCAUGAAGGCAUUUAACCCGUAUUGCCAUAGAAACCACCUCUUUUCAUAUGGGAUGAAGACAUCUCUGCCAAGAGUGUCAUGGAGACAUUUACAACUUCCUGUAUCCUGAAGAGAGGCAAGUUCAUUUAGGAUGGCGACAGGAUGGAACUAGCUGUUACAUCUGCUGUAUACACUUUUCCUCAUCAUUGCAGCCAUUGGGAAAUCAACAACAUGGCGGUGAUUUAAGUGUUUCAGUCCAAAACUCAUUAACCCUCUGAAAGAUGGAUCCCUCGAGUUGGUUUUUAAUUGUACUUCGAAGGCUGUUUAUGACUAGAUUUUUAUAUUUGUUAUCUUUGUUAAAAAAAGAAAAGAAAAGAAAAAAAGGGGCUGGUUGUCUUUUUAAUUUUGAGCAGAUGGAGAAAAUAAUGUAUUGAUGAUUUUUUGUGCCUGAAAGAAAUCAAGAUUGUGUGUUGAUUUUUUUCCCUCUGAUCUGUUUUUUCUAGUUUUGUCAUUCUUACUGGUAACAUUCAAAGUGGUCUUUUUAAUUUAUGAUUUUGAAAGCUAAAAUUUUAAAAAGAGAAAAGUAUUUUGUCUAGGGCUUCAUUAAAUGUCUAGACCAAGGGUGGCAAACCUUUUCUGUAAAGAGCCAGGCGGUGAGUAUGUUCAGGCAGGUCAGUGCUACAGCUUCUUGGUUGUGCCAUCGUGAGAGCACAGACACAGAGAACACACAGUACAGUGAAGCGUAAGCACGGACGUUUUCCAGUAACAUUUUCUUACACAGUCAGCAGGCCGCAUCACGGGUCACUGUUUACUGACCGCUAGUCUAGAAGUUUAUUCCCUGCUAACUCUCCACCGUGUCUUUAGUUUUCAUUCAUUUACCUCAGACUGAAAUCAGUGUUUAAUUUCACAGGUGAAAAACUGUUAUUGAACGUAUCACUGAGUUGGAAGUCCUAUAUUUUUGCAGCUAUAGGCCUGGGAAUGGCACAGUGAAAUAAUACCUAACUUGGCAGAUUUCUUUCAUAUGAAAAGAAAAUUCAAAAGGUGCCAUUAAAGAGCAAUAUCAUUUUUCAGGCAACUUUUCUUGCAACAACCUUUGGGAGAGGGGGGGAUAUUAGGGUGUCAGGUCUUUUGAAAAAUAGUGUAACAGCUAUUUUUACCUUAAACAUAGCUGUGUUGCUAUAAAAGUGAUUUGGAAUAGAAGGUAUUUUACCUUCAUACUAGAGUUUGAACUCCCCCUGCUGUUUCUUAAAGUAUUUGCAAAAAUUAUAGAAGACAUCAGAUCAGGAUGUCAUUGUCCCCAAAAUGAACACAUUUCUACAUAUGUCAGUAAGAAUUAAAUGUGGUAAAUGUUAAUUUGUUAUUCAAUAUUUAUUAUAUUAAGCAAUGUAAAUAAUUUCAAAACAAACAAGUGAUCGAGAAGAUGAGAAUUUACCUCUAACCAAGGAAUUAAGGAAAAGCAUAAAAACAAAUUCCAUUUCGUCUCUUAUUGAAGAGGAAGACACAAAAUAAUAUUGUUACUCGAAAACUGUGAUUGCCAAUAUAGGUAUGUACUCAGGAGUCUUCCAGAAAAUUGAUCUCUUUGAAUAAAACAAUUCCAUUUGUCCAAAAUAGUAGAGAAUCUAAUUCAGCUAACAGCCUUAUGAAAUGCGUGCAGCACUUAAUAACAUUGAAAUUAUUGAAUCAAAUAAAAUAUUGUUGCUACUAAAGCUAUAUGUAUAAUAAUGUAAAAUGUCAUUAAUUCAGAAGGCAGAUCGGUGUCACCCUACCUUUAUUAUAAGAAUUAAUUGAUCAAAAUGAGAAAAUGUUAUGAAAAUAGAAGAUAACUUAAUUCAUAAAUUGAUUACACUUUACAACACAAUGUGUGUGCAGAAGACUAGGUUUAAUGUGACUCAACACUAGGCUAGGGAGUAUAUUUGAAGUUCCUUGUUAGAUAAAUAAAUACCGGAUGGCCUCUUGUUAGAAAGGUUGGAAGGAGGAGAAUGUAGCUAGCUGGCUAUUUUGGACAAAUGAAAGUUACUGUAUUCAUGUUUAUAACAUGAAAAUGGCCUUAUUUUUGCUCUUGGCAUGAGUCGAUAAUGAGUUAAACACCUUACUGAAAUUUCAUCAGAACCUUAUUCUUCCUGUCCAUUUUAAGAAUUCAGGACGAGAAUAUAGUAAUAACUUGUCUGUUGACACUUUUGCCUUACCAAAAUGGUCUGAGUCCAGAAAGAUUUAGAAUUACUGUUGGAUAAGUAUGAAGAUCUACUUGGUUUAAGAAAAAGAAAAGAAACGGAGAGUAUUGACAUGUGUUAUACUAUUUUGUUGGACUGUGUCAAUAUAAACCACACAGAAGCAACAUAAUUGAUCUCUCUCAAAAGGGGCUGAUUUGCUCAUUCAUUAAUACCUUAUCUAGGAUCUUGACCAUCAUCCUUAUUUCAAAGCCUCUUUUUGGACACUACAGUGUAGCUUAAGCUAAUUUGAAAUGAGUACAUAAAAGCAUGUUCUUAAUUACUGCAAAGCACAAACUUCUUAUAACAGACAAAUAUUUAUUGAAUUAUCACAGGUAAGACACUCUGCUAGGCACUGUAAAAAACUAGUAAUGGCUUUUGUGUACAUAUGUAGCUAAGACAUUCAAAAGGAGGAACAAAUGCUUAAUGAAUACACAUCGCCCUUUAGCUCUGUUUUUCAGUGUGGUUCGUGUUUUUUCUUACUGAACGCCCCUCCACCCUCAGAAAGGUGGCAGUGGUCAUUAUGGCUUAAUGAGAACUCAUCUUAAAUUCCUGUACACUUCAAGAUAAAGUCACCUAUUUAAAAACUUCUCACAGGGAGCAAGUAACACCUCUCAUGAUUUUUUUUUUUGCCCUCCUCCCACUCGCUAUAUCCUUGCUCCUUUAUGAGGACUUUCUGUGCCUGGUUUCCUCUACUCUGCUCUCUUAUCAACAACCGAUCUCAUCUACUCACCUCAGAACCACCUUCUACUAAACACGCCCACAUUGUUAACGAGAAAAAAUAUGACGUGAAUACCUGUAUUUCCUUCCUCUUAGGGUUGAAGUGUCACUUAAAGUGUGCACACAUUGAUUUAAACAGAAUGUAUGGGUCAAGGACAUGAGGACAAAUGUACACUGCAUGCCAGAAAACAAGACAAAACAAAAAACCCUCUUCUGUAAAAGUGUUACUUCCUACACUCGAUUUCGCCCAACUCCGAGUCCUCCGACUUGGGGUCGGAAUCCAUUUGCGAGAAUCAUCCCCCAAACCUCUGGGAUCCCACUAUUUGUAAUGACAUCACCAAACACAAUGUCUUUCUUGUUCUCUUUCCCCUCUAAUACUGAGGUGUCAGAGUGAGAGCAGUCCUCGAACAAAUCUGGGAGGAACCUUGCAAGAGGGUGACCUCUCCCAGGUGGGGUUUAGAUGUGAGAACAGAGGUGUCUCCCUGUCCCACCUGGCCUGGCCUCAGGUGGCCGUGACUGUAGAACGGGCUUUUAGGUUUGAAACAAAUAGGAGUGUGGGCCUAGCAAACGUUACUUUUUAUAGAAAGGGUGUGCGAUGUGAUGAGGCUGGAUCUAGCAGGGACACUGAAAAACAGUUAUAUCUACAUUCUUAAAUAAGUAAAAUAAAGCCAAGAUGGGUAGAGUUAGUUUUGUAGUUUUAUGUUUUCAUGUUUUUACCAAGCCAGACCUUGAAAUGGGCAGUGUACGGAGACUUACACUUUGUGGGAGUCAUGUUGUCCGCGAUCAAAAAUCUCUAUUUAGGUAUAUAAUGGGGUGUCUGCCUUAUUGUUGUGUUUCGUGGAUGUUCUUUUCUUUUUCCCAAAGUGGUGGCUGGUAGGUCACCUACUUUGAUCCCCCGAUGACUUUCCUUGACAUUUUUCAGUAAUCUGUGUUUGUUUUUCAAAAGUGAUCAUCAAGAUUCCCUUUCUGGUACUUUUUCCUGCCUAUUUCUAGCACAGAGAUUUAAAGAGAUCAGUAUCUGUCACUGUAAUAUAUAACUUUGUUAAAUUUGCAAUAUGUCUUUCUAUAAAUUAUACUUCCCUAAGUAUGGUUUUUGUUUAAUUUAAUUACCUGAAUAUUUAUUUUGUUUAAAUAAGAAGGCAGCUGUUUAAGAAGUUUUUGUUAAUAUUACUUUGUAAAUUGUGUAAUGUAACUUAUUUUAAAUUAUGUACAUUUCUUUUUUAAUGCACAAAACGCCUAUGUACUGAUUAACUACAGAUUUGCGAACAAAGCCACUAAGCUUUCCUCAGUUAAUACAGAUGGCAUGUGAAGAUGUAAUAUGCUUUUUUACAUUUUCAUGUGGGGAAUUUGUAAAUAAUUGCAUUGCUGACAAACAUAA
Messenger RNA from Phyllostomus hastatus (greater spear-nosed bat), 10496 nucleotides. RefSeq names its product thrombospondin type 1 domain containing 7A (gene THSD7A). Bases 411 to 5384 code for a protein of 1657 amino acids. Lineage: Eukaryota; Metazoa; Chordata; Mammalia; Chiroptera; Phyllostomidae. The transcript has 29 exons. The record is from RefSeq and is a predicted model, not a curated record.